This is a messenger RNA of Mobula hypostoma (lesser devil ray), 1830 nucleotides long. RefSeq names its product V-type proton ATPase subunit d 2-like. NCBI's taxonomy places the organism in Eukaryota, Metazoa, Chordata, Chondrichthyes, Myliobatiformes, Myliobatidae. The record is from RefSeq and is a predicted model, not a curated record. Gene Ontology annotation, cellular component: lysosomal membrane; plasma membrane proton-transporting V-type ATPase complex; vacuolar proton-transporting V-type ATPase complex. Gene Ontology annotation, biological process: vacuolar transport; proton transmembrane transport; vacuolar acidification. The transcript is spliced from 8 exons. Gene Ontology annotation, molecular function: proton-transporting ATPase activity, rotational mechanism. The coding region runs from base 218 to 1270 and encodes 350 amino acids.
UUUUGUAACAACAUACAGAGGCAGAAGGACUGAAUCUCCAGCAGGUUCAGGGCAGGAGUGAGGAUUGGCCAACCCAGCCAGGUUGUGUCAAACACAAACAGCCGGAAUUACCUGCCCCAGCAAGGAUUUCACCAAGGACUCUGUUGGUGCUGACCUUCAGAGUGCACACAGCACCUGAGAGAGAGGAGAGCGGCUCGACACGGCGACAAGCUGAGCGAUGAGCUUCGCGGAGUUCUACUUUAACGUGGACAACGGUUACCUGGAGGGUUUGGUCAGAGGAUUUAAAGGUGGGAUCCUGAAGCAAGCGGAUUUCCUCAACCUGGUGCAAUGCCUCACUCUGGAAGACCUGAAGCUCCAUCUCCAGAGCACAGAUUAUGGUAGCUUUUUGUCUAACGAGACUGGCCCUCUGACGGUGUCGGUGAUUGACGACAAACUGAAACAGAAACUGCUGCUGGAAUUUGUCUACCUGAGGAACCACGCAUUGCCACCACUCAGCACCUUCCUGGAUUACAUCACGUACAGCUACAUGAUUGACAACGUCAUCCUGUUGAUUACGGGCACAUUGCGCCAGCGUCCGAUCUCCGAACUCCUUCCCAAAUGCCACCCCUUGGGCAGCUUUGAGCAGAUGGAAGCUGUUCACAUUGCCCAGACUCCUGCUGAACUCUACAAUGCCAUCCUGGUUGACACACCACUAGCUUCCUUCUUUCAAGACUGCAUCUCAGAGAACGACCUCGAUGAAGUCAACAUUGAAAUAUUACGAAACAAACUUUACAAGGCGUAUCUAGAAUCAUUUUACAAUUUCUGUAAGGAGCAGGGCGGACAGACUGAGCAGGUGAUGUGUCCCAUUCUGGAGUUUGAGGCUGACCGCCGUGCGUUUAUCAUCACCCUGAACUCCUUUGGGACGGAACUGAGCAGAGAGGACCGAUCUGCGCUGUACCCAUGCUGCGGCCGACUGCACCCUGACGGUCUAACCCUCCUGUCCAACGCAGAAGAUUUUGAGCAUGUGCGUGCAGUAGCUGCAUAUUACGUGGAGUAUAGAUACUUGUUUGAAAAUGCAGGGAAGGAUUCUGAUGAGAAGACGCUUGAGGACAAGUUCUUUGAAUAUGAGGUGAAGCUGAACGUGCUGGCGUUUGACAGCCAGUUCCACUUCGGCGUGUUUCACGCUUACAUGAAGCUGAAGGAGCAGGAGUGCCGGAACAUAGUGUGGAUCGCAGAGUGUAUCGCUCAGAGGCACCGUGCCCGCAUCGACAGCUACAUCCCGAUACUCUAAACGCACAGCCACGUUCACAUCAGCAGUGCGAAUGUCACCAACUCCUGCAGCGUGUACCAAGCGGCUGAACUUCAAUAACCAGCCCGCCCGAGGAACCACCACCCCAAUAAACCUCAACUAAUUUGCUUUUUUGCUCAUUGUAUAAUUUGUCGUCAGUAAUCAGCCUUCAGUCAUUAGCCGGCUUCCAUGGUCUAUCCGGUGAAAAUGGUUCCCAAUAGAAGAACAAGCAUUAAUGUGAUCGGACUCGUGUGAUCCUAGUAAUAAACUGUCUGGGUUAUUGUAUUCUGCAGUUUCACGCCAAUCAGAAUGAUUUAUUUGACCGGAUUCCACGCUGCUACUGGUAUUCAGCUAAAGGUGAGAGUAAAUCCUUGUGCCAAACCAUUUUAAAAAAAUCAUAACUACUUUUCAGAAUCAGAAUCGGGUUUAAUAUCAUUUGCAUAUGUCAUGAAAUUGGUUGUUCUGUGGCAGUAGUACAUUGCAAUACAUAAUAAAAUCUGUAAAUUACAAUAAGAAGUAUAUAUUUAAAAAUUAAAAUAAAUAAGCAGUGUAAAAAGAGAGAG